AUGUUUUUGGGUCCUCUUAUCUUCCUGGCUGCGCUAGCUCUUGUCCAUCACCCCCUGAUGGUCAGUGACCACACAGACUCGGCCACGCUGAACCGCCUCCAGGAGCACGAGAAGCUGCUGAAAAAUGAAAUGGGGCGCUUGCAGGUAGAACUUGACCAGAUGGGCUGGAGCUGGAAUCCCAAACAGAGCCGGGAGGAUUGGGUUACAACUGACCUGGCAGCAGAAGAUGGAACCUGGGAUGGGUGGCACUACGUGGGACUGAUCAUUCUCAUCCUCUUUGGGUGCUGUAGACACAGCAUGGAAAAGGAGCCCAAUUACGACUCCAGCACAGACAGCUCCAGCACGACCACCAACGAAGACUACGACGAUACUGACAUGGAACCCGAAUCUUAUGAACCCAAGCAAAAACUGCUGGCGGCUUUUUACGACCACUACCUUGAGGUGGAAACUAGCGAUCUGAGCAGCAUGUGCGAUUUUGUCGAGUCCUUUGUGAAUGACUUGCUGGAGGUGUGCCGGUCUGCCCUUCCCUACCAGAAUACCUUUCCUCUGCUGGAGAACUGCAUCGGAGUGGACAGCGCCUUUGAAGGAUGGCACACGAAGGUCUCCAAACCAUUCAGUGUACUGGUGCCUAUACUGCCACCCAAGGGACACUCCUUCCAUAUUGAAACAAGCGACUCUGAGGGUGCGCCGAGCAAACAUGGGCACAUUUUGGUGGAGAUGGAGUGCAUGUGCAAGAGAGAGAGGCUACUGGGGGACGUGGUCUGCUUCCUUCACCACCCAGAACAAGAAGUCAGCAAAGACAAGCAAGGAGCCUUCCUGAUGCAUGUUUUGUGCACCAGCUCCCACUUGGAUGUGGAAAAAACCAUCCAAUGGUUCCAGAGUCUGGUGGACAAAGCCUGGGAUAGUAUCUAUCAGAAGUACAACCUUGAUCUCCUGCCCCAGCCUUCCAACACAACAUGCCGUCUGAAAUUGGCAUUUCGGUCUGGCAGGUCGAUCUCGAUCGACAUCAUACUUGGGGUGCAGCAAGGAGACUCCUUGGUCUUCCUGGCCACCCGAGAUGCCGAGAGAGAUCGUUUAACCGGCACGGUGUGGCAGCGGACCUUUGUCAUUCAGGAGCUGCUCUUUUUCAAAUGGGUGAGCCAGCGGGCCCCCGAGGAGAGCUGCCACCUGAAAUGUCUCCAGAUCCUCAUCUAUUUCAGAGAGUCCCGCCCACUUGAUAAGAAUGCAGUGCUCACCAACUAUCACUACAAGACAUGCCUGAUGCACCUCUUGCUCCUUCAGCCCCUGUCGGAUUGGGAGCCCGAGAACGUUGGGUCAAGACUUCAGGACAUCCUCUUGUUCAUGCAUACUGCCCUGCGGGAGAAAUACCUUGAACACUUCCUGAUUGGGAACAUCUCCUUGCCUAUCCAGAUCCCUAUACCCAAGGCCCUCCGCAGCGCUGCCCCCUUGAACCUUUUUGAGCACUUGACACAGGACUCCAGACUUCACCCCGAAGCAAUGAAGGAGUUUGUGGAGGUUGUAGAACAAGUGAGGGCUCUGUUGUCAGAGCAUGAAGAGUAG
Messenger RNA from Elgaria multicarinata webbii, 1560 nucleotides. It is a transcript of the gene ITPRIPL1, whose product is annotated as ITPRIP like 1. The transcript has a single exon. The coding region runs from base 1 to 1560 and encodes 519 amino acids. The record is from RefSeq and is a predicted model, not a curated record. Lineage: Eukaryota; Metazoa; Chordata; Lepidosauria; Squamata; Anguidae. Gene Ontology annotation, cellular component: membrane.